Molecule: messenger RNA, 813 nt
Organism: Corapipo altera (White-ruffed manakin)
Lineage: Eukaryota; Metazoa; Chordata; Aves; Passeriformes; Pipridae
Product: protein DENND6B-like
Exons: 5
Coding region: 259-522 (87 amino acids)
Cellular component (GO): recycling endosome
Molecular function (GO): guanyl-nucleotide exchange factor activity
Source: RefSeq, a predicted model, not a curated record
CCCUCAGCUGCCCCUCAUGCAGUGUAAAUCCGUGCAGUGCUGAAGGGGUGGUGCCAGGGCUGUUUGACUCCCAGCUGUGCCCUUUUCCAGUCCCUGGUGCUCGUGUCCCGCCUGCCCUACGUGAACCUCUUCCAGUCCCUGCUCCAGCUCAUUGCUCCCGAGUACUUCGACAAGCUGGAGCCGUGCCUGGAGGCAGUGUGCAACGAGAUCGACCAGUGGCCUCCUCCUGUGCCAGGACAGACCCUGAACCUGCCCGUGAUGGGAGUUGUCAUCCAGGUGAGGAUCCCAUCCAGGGUGGAUAAACCAGGAUCAAGCCCAGUGAAGCAGUUCAAUCAAGAGAAUCUGUUACCAGCCCCACUGGUUCUCCCCAGUGUCCAUGAGCUGGACCUGUUCAGGUGUUUCCAGCCAGUGCUGAUUCACAUCCAGAUGCUGUGGGAGCUGAUGCUGCUGGGAGAGCCCAUGGUGGUGAUGGCACCGUCCCCAACUGUCUCCUCAGAAAUGGUUCUGGCCCUCACCAGGUAAUGCCCUCACAUUCUGACAGACUGGGAGCUGUAACAACCAAUUCUGGCAGCUUUUCUCCCUCAGCUCCAGUCCCUGCUGGUCUAUGGGGUUGGGUUGGGUUUGCACAGGGAAGCUUUGUGGGAUGAGCAGCACAGUGAGAGUCCUGCUUGUGUCCCCCCAGGGCAGAGAGGAGGGCAGGGGAACCUCCUCAAAGGUGGUCCACAGCUCUGACCUCUGCUUUAGCACAAAAACCCAAAACCCUGGAAUUCUCUGUAGUGGUUUGACCAGGCCAAGUGCCGGGUCCUGCCCUUG